AUUGCCACGUAUCCCAGUUAUUAAGACAGAGAACCUUGAUCUCACCAAGCUACGCUGUGAAAUCAAUGAUGGAUCAACCAUCAUAUAUUACCCUUCAGGAAGGAUUGCUAUCUGUCGUAGCCAAUCUUGUUACUCAUGCCCGGGAGCCUUUUACACCAACGUGUUCAGUGAUACACCAGAGCAUGUUAUCCUGGCCUCUUUCACACCCUUUGGUCUUGGCAGUGUGUGCUUCCCCAAUGGGUAUUUGAUGGCUCUGUGUAUUGAUGAAGAAGGGGGAAUGGCAGCAAAUGAGGAUGAAACCGAAAUUAAGAUUUGGAAAUGGCCGAGGAUAGGCAAGAGGUUUGAACCAGUCCGAAUUAAGAUUAAUGAGAACAUCACAGUGCGGGUGUUAGGGCAGUUCUCUAUCUGGCUGAUAUUCCGAUGGUAUUACGAGGUGUUCCGCUUUCCUGUCGCCUCCCUGUUGGAUGUGAUUCCUCCCAAACCAGAAGAAAUGGGUUACAUUCAGACUGACACCAAAUUUACAUCAAAGAUUGGUAAAGAGCUCUUAAGGAUCAGAGCAAUAAAACUGAAGGAGAAGGCGAUGAAGAAUAAAGGGUAUAAAAGAAGUCAAAGGAGCCAAUCAAUUGGUCAACAGAUGAAAAAGGACUCAGUAGACCUCUACAGUCUCACGCUAUCCAUGCAUUUUCUGGCACAAGAUCUGUGGCGUACACAAGUGAAGAUAAGGCAGAUCAUACAGGACUGGCUGAACUAUUAUCGAACUGAAACAGGACUAAACCGACUUAUUCCGUUCAAGUUGCCCGACUCUCCUACCAGAACCCAUCACCGGAACCUGCGUUCAAAAAUAGCUAUGCCUCGCUCCAAGAAAGAACAUCUUCACAGCAGAACAGAGGUGAAGAGUUUCAACUCCGAAGAAAUUUGCAAACAAGUACAGUGUUUACCUCUGAGCCCCUCAUUUAUCAAGAAUUAUUUGACGGCGAGCAUAAAACGUGACAGUUUGGAUGAGGUGAAGACAGUGAAACGUGUGCCUAGAUUUCGCAAGCCUGUCAAACUAAGUGUCCCUGAAGAUGACAAACCAUGGCUCAGUUCCUUCAACCCGUGUCCUGUGGCUUUGCGGCUGGAGAUGAUGGGGGAAGGAGUCAAACGCUGCAAAUGCAGUAACCAUAAGGUUCCCACUAUCACUGACCUGGAGUAUGAUACCUUCCUCAACACCCAGAUGCCUGGAGUUGAGCAAAUCCUUGUUGUCUAUGUGGUGUCGUCGGAGCAAGGCAGAGACAUAGUGAAUGAGAACAUGUUGGAACAGCUUUACGAGAAGAAAAACCAAAACCGCAACUUGCCCUGUCCACAGAGCCAAGCUGACUCAUACCGUCUGAUAAAAUAUGAUAUCAACACGGCAGCUGAACAGUGGGGAGAAGAGCUUCCAUUACUACAAAAGCGACAUAAUGUCGACCCAGGCAUGUUCCUGAUGUACGGUGGGGGGAAGUUAUUGUUUGCUGACUAUAUCCUUAAUGGAUACAGUACCUCCAGCAAAGACCUCCUGAAGCAGAUUACUCAGACGUGGGAUGAUUACCUAAUGGGUCACCAUCUGCACGAGGACUUCAAGUUCAGACCCAUGUCAGUUAUACCUCGAAUGACUGUGGUUCCUAAUGUAGAGCCAGAAGAUGGUUUCUGGGCCACCUGUCCUGAACCUUUUGACAGACCAUUAUCCAAAGGGGCCUUUAAGCUGGACAAAUGCCUUCAGUCUUAUGACAGGACAAUACCAGUCACAAGGUUCAUACCCCUGAACUUGUCCCAAACAAGUUACCUGAUUUGUGAGCAGAAAAAGAUACCUGAGAUAUCACAUAUACCGACAGAUUCUUGGAUGAAGAGUUGCUGCCCAUUUAAGCCAGCGGAUAUAACACUGGGGCAACAGGAUAAAGCCAGUCUACUGGCGUAUAAUAUGCGUCAUACCUAAGUGGGAGCAGUGGCUGUACGUUAAUAAUCACAAUGUUAAAUUCAGCUGAAUGUAGCUAUGAAGAAAACAGCGUUAUUCAGAACUGUGAUU
This is a messenger RNA of Callorhinchus milii (elephant shark), 2041 nucleotides long. RefSeq lists its product as uncharacterized. The record is from RefSeq and is a predicted model, not a curated record. The coding region runs from base 248 to 1951 and encodes 567 amino acids. Lineage: Eukaryota; Metazoa; Chordata; Chondrichthyes; Chimaeriformes; Callorhinchidae. The transcript has 13 exons.